This is a messenger RNA of Solanum pennellii, 1164 nucleotides long. RefSeq lists its product as uncharacterized. Gene Ontology annotation, molecular function: protein binding; transcription coregulator activity. Gene Ontology annotation, cellular component: histone deacetylase complex. The transcript has 6 exons. The coding region runs from base 218 to 892 and encodes 224 amino acids. Gene Ontology annotation, biological process: regulation of DNA-templated transcription. The record is from RefSeq and is a predicted model, not a curated record. Lineage: Eukaryota; Viridiplantae; Streptophyta; Magnoliopsida; Solanales; Solanaceae.
AACACACACCAAAAAACUCAUUCUCUCUCUCUAGAAAAAAAAAACAAAAAACUAAACUGUGUUUCUUCAUUCGAUUAACUUCUCAAAUUUCUCUUAAUUUUUCUACUAUUUUACUAUAAAAAACCCAACUUUUUGAAUUCUACAAUGUGUGAUCUUUCUAUUUUGAUCAGUUUUGUGGAUUGAAUUUUGGGUGUUUUUUUUUUUUUUGGGGAAAAAAAUGCUGGAAGCUAUGGAGAGUUCAGUGCAUGGAAAUGGGUUUGCUCAGUUACAGAGCUGUGGGGAUAGCAGUGAAGAGGAGUUAUCUGUGCUUCCAAGGCAUACUAAAGUUAUUGUGACGGGGAAUAAUAGGACUAAGUCUGUAUUAGUUGGACUUCAGGGAGUUGUUAAGAAGGCUGUUGGGCUUGGUGGUUGGCAUUGGCUGGUUCUUACGAAUGGCAUAGAGGUGAAACUGCAGAGGAAUGCUUUAAGUGUGAUUGAAGCUCCUACUGGAAAUGAAGAUGAUGAUGACCUUGAAUUUGAAAAUGUUCAGUGGAAUGGUUCAGAUAUGGCAUCCGAUGAUACUCAAAAGUCUCAUAGGUCAAGACAUCGCGCUCUUAAACCAUACGGGUCAUCUCACAAGGCCAUGAGCCGCUCCCUUUCAUGUGACUCACAGUCGAAAGGAUCUAUUCCUACACAUCGUGGGUCCAUGAAGGUUGACCUUAGCAAACUCGAGAUGGCUGCACUGUGGAGAUAUUGGCGACACUUUAACCUUAGGGAAGCUAUACCUAACCCUUCAAAGGAGCAACUAAUUGAUGUUGUUCAAAGGCACUUCACAUCCCAGCAAUUGGACGAGUUGCAGGUAAUUGUGGGAUUCGUUCAAGCAGCUAAGAGACUGAAGACGGUCUGCAAAUGACUCGGGGCAACCCCGUUUUAGCAUGCUCCUAACUCUCUCUAACAAAUAGUGGUACCUUUAGUGUCCACUCACUAUUGCAGUAAAAUGUGUAGUAUAUGUAUACUCCUCCUGUUUAUCCUUCUAUGUCUUUUGCUUAGUCCUAGCUAGUUAUUGUUAUGUAGAUAAAGAAGAUAAAACGAAAUGCUGAACUAAUUCUGGUUGGAAUUGGAUGUACUUCUUCACAUGUAUAGUCUAAUGUGUGAAAUGUUAAAAUCAUCAUUCAACCAACUCAA